AUGUUGAUGGUCACGCCCACAAGCAGGCUUCUCCUCUUCCACAUUUACGCCAGCUGCUGUUGCUUCCUCCUCUCCUACCAUGUCUUAGAGGGAUCCGCUGCCUCACCCUUCUCCUUCAGCUUCGACUUCUCCGACAGAUCCACGUACUACUACGAAGACCUCCUAUUCGAGGGUGAUGCAUCACAGCAUGACGAGGUGGUCGACCUCACCUGUAACACGAGGUCGAAAGCCCGCUUCAAUUGCAAGGGGAGGAUGUCAUACAAUCACCCGGUGCCGUUCUACCAAACCACUACCGGUGAGGUGGCCAGCUUUUCCACGCGGUUCAACUUCGCAAUAGGGUUCCCCGGAAAAUAUACUGGCGACGGCAUGGCCUUCUUCCUCUCCAGUAACCCAUCCAUGCUGCCGCUCAACUCCGCUGGGGGCAACCUCGGCCUCCAUAACGGCGAUGGGAUCACCGCCAAGGCCACAGACCGAAUCGUCGCCGUCGAGUUCGACACAUUUGAAAACUAUUUUGACAGCUCACCCAGUCACAUCGGCAUCGACAUCAACACUGUCCGGGCCUCCGUUAACACAACAAGCGUCAACGGCUCCAUCAAUGGCUCCAUGACGGCGAUCAUCACUUUCAACAGCAGCACUCUCAUGCUGGUGGCAAGUCUGCACUUUGAUGAUAAACCUUCUCGUCCCUCCUAUCAAGCUCCGGUGCGUGUCAGUACGCAGUUAACCAAUCCCGUCACGGACUUGCUUCCUUCAGAGGUGGCGGUGGGGUUUUCCGCGGCCACCGGUGCAAACGUUGAGCUUCAUCAAAUUAGGUCCUGGUCCUUCAGCUCUACACUUGCUCGCGAAGAAAAAAAGAUACUGGUUAUUGUUGGAGCCGUUGGAUCUGCCACAGUCCUGGCAAUUGUAUUAGUCCUGGUUUGGUUCCUUCUAGCAUGUUCCAGGUGGAGGCGCACACGCGAUUCCUUUGGGCGGGGAAUUUAUGGACUUAGGAGGUUUGAGUACAGCGAGUUGGUCGGAGCAACAGGGAGAUUCUCCAGGGACAACACACUUGGAGCUGGUAAUUUCGGCAUAGUAUAUAAGGGGAGCUACACUGACGAUUAUGGCAACCAAGAAGUGGCUGUGAAGGAAAUAAAGAAGACUACAGGAGUAAUUGAGGAUUUCAUGUCCGAACUCAAGACAAUUAGUGCAACAAGGCACGUGAAUCUAGUCGAGCUGAAAGGAUGGUGCUGCAGCAGAAACAUAUGGAACUUGAUCGAUUUUAUGUGUUGGUGCAGACAACAAAGGGUUAAACUCUUUCUUGUGUAUGAAUUGGUGCCUAAUGGCACACUGGAGGAGCACCUACACAGCAUGGAGGAAACUCUACCAUGGGAAAAGAGGUAUCAAAUAGUUAAGGGCAUAGGGUCUGCACUUCGUUAUCUCCAUCACGAGUGCAAUAAAACCAUCUUGCACAGAGAUAUCAAGCCAGGCAACAUACUACUGGACAAUGAUUUCAACGCCAAGCUCGCUGACUUUGGGCUAUCGAAGAUUAUCGCCAGCAAAAACAAUACAACACUUGUUACAACUGCUAUAGGGACAAUCGGAUACAUGGAUCCAAAGUGCAUGAAAGAUGGGAAAGUCAAUUUCAACCGUAAGUAUGAUGUCUACAGUUUUGGAAUUCUUCUACUAGAGAUUGCAAGUAGAAAGUCCAGGGAGCAAGUCAUGGAGCAGUAUAGAAACAGCGCAGAAUCACCAAUGGUGGAGGUCGCUGAUGAGAAACUGAAUGGUGUCUUCGACAAGACGCAAAUGGAGCGUGUGAUUGUCCUAGGCCUCAAGUGCUCUGAACCCGAUGAGAAACAACGCCCUUACAUGGUGGAUGCAAUGAAAUUCCUGGAGGACGGCAUAAAGUUACCUGCUAUAACCGAAAUAAAUGGCCAACUAUGUGCACCAGGCACUAUUAGCUCUAACCAGGAUUCACUUUUUCCACCUAAGCUUAGCGGUUGA
This is a messenger RNA of Lolium rigidum, 1977 nucleotides long. Its product is annotated as L-type lectin-domain containing receptor kinase IX.2-like. The record is from RefSeq and is a predicted model, not a curated record. Gene Ontology annotation, biological process: protein phosphorylation. NCBI's taxonomy places the organism in Eukaryota, Viridiplantae, Streptophyta, Magnoliopsida, Poales, Poaceae. The transcript has 5 exons. Gene Ontology annotation, molecular function: ATP binding; protein kinase activity; carbohydrate binding. Gene Ontology annotation, cellular component: plasma membrane. The coding region runs from base 1 to 1977 and encodes 658 amino acids.